AAAAGUCUUUUCUUCGUCUUCUGUAGUCCGCGCUUGGUCAUCGCUUCGGACAGUCGUGUGUAUAUAAUUAUAUACUAUUUAAUUAUAGUUUAAUUCAGUAUCGAUUCUAUAUAAAUACUCUUUGGAGUAUAUCACGGAUCUCUGUGGUGAACCGGCCGUUUUUUUUGGUGAUUUCUGAAAGUUAUUUUUGCGAACAAUGAACCACACGCUGGCCGACUCCCCGCUGCUGGAGACCACUCUAACCAGAGACAAGAUGGAGCGCUGGGUCAAGGCUCAGGUCAAGGGCGAGAGGGCUGGCCUGGACGUCUACGGCAGUGCCAGUGAGAAACAGAUGAAGGAGCUGGAGAAUAUCAGGAACUUGAGCAAGGAGCUGCAGGAGAAUUUGCAUGAGCUAGAAACCUCAGUCCGCAUAGCCGACGUCGAAAACCAGGCUCUAAACCCGACAGCACCAAUCCCCGAUUAUUCCGAGGACCACGAGUUCGUUUCUGCCAACCAACUGGACAAUUAUUAUGCCGAGGAAGACAUCCAAGACGCGAAGGAGGAAGAGAGACAACGUCUUACGAAGGGUAAAGCUGGAAGGACUGAUAUUCAGGCGUUUUAUAAGGACCAGUGUGUGCUUUUGACGGGCGGGACGGGGUUUUUGGGCAAAGUAUUGAUUGAGAAGCUAUUGAGGUCUUGCGGCGAUAUUGACACAAUAUUUGUGCUUGUCCGGAGCAAGAAAGGAAAAGAUCCCAGAGCCAGAAUACAUGAGAUGUUAGAUGACUUUCUGUUCCAAAGAGCUCACGAAGAGAACCCCAAGGGCAUCUAUAAGGUGGUCCCGGUGGUGGGCGACAUGGAGCUGCCGGGGCUCGGCCUCAGCGAGGAAGAUAGGAAGAACCUCACUAGCAAGGUGACAGUGAUAAUAAACGCAGCUGCCACCGUCAAGUUCGACGAGAAGCUGCCAGUAGCCACCGCCAUCAACGUCCGGGGCACCAAGGAGGUCAUCAAGCUAGCCCGGGAGUGCCGCAACCUGCGCGCCAUCACCCACGUGUCCACGGCAUUUGCCAAUACGCAUGUCAAGUUUAUUGAGGAGAAAUUCUACGACCCACCAAUGAGCGUCGAGGCCUUGGAGGCCGUCGCGGAAUUAGACGACACAGUCCUUGAAGGCAUCACCUCAAAGCUGCUGGGCAAGUACCCCAACACGUACUGCUUCACGAAGGCCGUGGCGGAGUCCGCCGUGCGCAAGUACGGGGAGGGCAUGCCCAUCUGCAUCGUGCGACCGGCUAUAGUGGUGUCUACAUACGAGGAGCCGGUGCGGGGGUGGACGGACAGCCUCUACGGACCCACAGGUCUGAUGAUCGGGAUCGGCACUGGGGUCCUCCGCACCAUGUACAUGGACACGAGCAAGGUGGCGGACCUGGUGCCCGUGGACCUCACCGUCAACGCCAUCCUCGCCUCCGCCUGGCACACCGCCAAGCACUUUAAGGAGAACCAAACAUCCCACAUCCCGAUCUACAACUUCGUGUCCGGGGCACAGAACCCGGUCACGUGGGGCGAGUUCAUAGAGGUCAACAGGAAGCACGGCAUCGACAAGCCCACUACUAAGGCUGUUUGGUAUUACGGUCUGAACCCUACGAGCAACUACUACAUGUUUCUGUUCUACAACUUCUUCCUGCACUACCUGCCGGCGCUGAUCAUUGAUGGCUACUGUCGUAUUGUGGGGCGGAGACGCGCAAUGCUGAAGUUCUACCACAAAGUGAUGAAGCUAGCGAACAUUCUCUUCUACUUCUCCACACAAGACUGGCGCUUCUCCGACCAAUCCGUCCGCAACAUGUGGGACACCCUCUCCGAACAAGACAAAGCUGUAUUCCCCUUCAGCAUCGCAGACAUGAACUGGGAGUACUUGGCCGAAACGUUCUUAGUCGGCCUUCGAGUUUACCUCGUAAAAGAUGACCUUUCAACGCUGCCCGAGGCUAGAAAGAAGUGGAACAGGUUGUACUACAUGCAUUUGACACUUAAGUUGGUAACUCUGGGGUUGGUCCUCAACAUCGCAUACUACGUUCUACGGUUCAUGUCUAGAAUUGUCUUUGGUUAAUUUAUAUUGAGUGAAAUUUGUAGCUUAUAAUUUUUGUAAAUAUGCCUUUUGUAAGUUAAGUACAAUUUUAGCAAGCUGGACUUUCUGUAUUUUAUAAUUAUUAUGUAAGUGUACUUAGUAAACGUAUUAUAU
This is a messenger RNA of Plutella xylostella (diamondback moth), 2206 nucleotides long. Its product is annotated as fatty acyl-CoA reductase wat. Gene Ontology annotation, molecular function: alcohol-forming very long-chain fatty acyl-CoA reductase (NADP+) activity. Gene Ontology annotation, cellular component: peroxisome. NCBI's taxonomy places the organism in Eukaryota, Metazoa, Arthropoda, Insecta, Lepidoptera, Plutellidae. Gene Ontology annotation, biological process: long-chain fatty-acyl-CoA metabolic process. The record is from RefSeq and is a predicted model, not a curated record.